Messenger RNA from Mauremys reevesii (Reeves's turtle), 2769 nucleotides. It is a transcript of the gene ZNF865, whose product is annotated as zinc finger protein 865. Gene Ontology annotation, biological process: regulation of transcription by RNA polymerase II. Gene Ontology annotation, cellular component: nucleus. Gene Ontology annotation, molecular function: DNA-binding transcription factor activity, RNA polymerase II-specific; RNA polymerase II transcription regulatory region sequence-specific DNA binding. The record is from RefSeq and is a predicted model, not a curated record. The transcript has 2 exons. Bases 42 to 2759 code for a protein of 905 amino acids. Lineage: Eukaryota; Metazoa; Chordata; Testudines; Geoemydidae.
CCCGGAGCCAGGGCCCCCGAGAGCGUCCCUCCCCGGAGGAGAUGGAAGCGAAUGCGAGCGACGAGGGCGUCCAUUUCCAGAGCUACCCCUUCGACUUCCUGGAGUUCCUGAACCACCAGCGCUUCGAGCCCAUGGAGGCCUACAAUCAGGAGCACGCCAAGGCCGUGGCCUCGCUGCCCUGCCCCCAGCCCCCCUACGAGUAUCCCCCGCCGCCCGCCGGCGCCCCCCACUUCGACCGCCCCGCCCCCGCCAAGCCCAAGGACUUCAAAGCCGAGGGCCCCGCCCCCUCCGCCUCCGGCGCCGCCCAGCCCAAGAAAGCCGAGCCCAGCGCCGGCCCCCCGCAGCAGUACAGCGCCGCCGCCGUGCCCGCCGCCCCGCCGCUCUUCGACGGGGCGGGGGCUUUCGGCGCCCCCCAGUGGGGCAUCGUGGACCUCUCGGGGCACCAGCACCUCUUCAGCAGCCUCAAGCGGGGGGUGGGCGCGGCCCCAGCCCCGGCGGCCCCCGCCGACGGCCCGGCCGGGAAAGACGACAAGAAUUAUUUCCGGCGGCUGAAGUACUUCAUCGACCGGCGCUUCCCCUGCGGCGUGUGCCAGAAAUCCUUCAAGCAGUCGUCCCACCUGGUGCAGCACAUGCUGGUGCACACCGGCGAGCGGCCGUACGAGUGCUCCACCUGCGGCCGCACCUACAACCACAUCUCCAGCCUCAUCCGCCACCGGCGCUGCCACAAGGAGCCGCCCGAGGCCGGCCCGGCGGCCACCGCUGCCGCCGCCCCCCUGCCGCCGCCAGCCCCGGCCGGGGGCACCGAGCCGGCUGGGGAAGGCAGCCCCGGCCCGGCCCAGCCCGACGGCCCCUUCACCUGCUCCCUGUGCUGGAAGGUCUUCAAGAAGCCGAGCCACCUGCACCAGCACCAGAUCAUCCACACCGGCGAGCGGCCCUUCAGCUGCUCCGUCUGCGAGAAGAGCUUCAACCGGCGCGAGAGCCUGAAGCGCCACAUCAAGACCCACUCGGCCCUGCUGCGGCUGCCCUGCGGCGUCUGCGGCAAGGAGUUCCGGGAUGCCGCCUACCUGCUCAAGCACCAGGCCUCCCACGCCGGCCCACGCCCCGACUACAAGUGCGACGUCUGCGGCAAGGCCUACGCCGCGCCCCAGAGCCUGCUGCGCCAUCGCCAGCUCCACGAAGGGGCCGCCGCCCCCCCCAAGGACGCCCCGGCUGCCGACUCGGCCCCGGCUGCCUACCAGGGGCCCUUCCUGCUCCCCAAUGAGGCCCCCCACGCCGAGGGGGAGGCCAAGGCAGCUUUCGGCAACGCGGCGCUGCUGGGGCCCCACCCGCUGCUGCUGGGGGCCGGCAAGAGCUUCUGCUGCGGCAUCUGCGGGCGCGGCUUCGGCCGGCGGGAGACGCUGAAGCGGCACGAGCGGAUCCACACGGGCGAGAAGCCGCACCAGUGCUCGGUGUGCGGCAAGCGCUUCCGGGAGUCCUUCCACCUCACCAAGCACCACGUGGUGCACACCCGGGAGCGGCCCUACAAGUGCGAGCUGUGCGGCAAGGUCUUCGGCUACCCGCAGAGCCUCACCCGCCACAAGCAGAUCCACCGGCUGCAGCUGCCCUGCGCCCUGGGGCCUGCCGGCGCCCUGCCCGCCGAGGGGCUGAGUUACGGCUGCUCCGACUGCGGCGAGCGCUUCCCCGACCUCUUCCACGUCAUGAGCCACAAGGAGGCCCACAUGGCCGACAAGCCGUACGCCUGCGACGCCUGCGGCAAAUGCUUUGGCUUCAUCGAGAACCUCAUGUGGCACAAGCUGGUGCACCAGACGGCCCCCGAGCGGCUGCUGCCCGAGGGGGCCUGCGCCGAGGCCGCCCCGCCCCCCGGGCCCGCCGGCUGCCUGGAGAACGGGCUCCCCGGGGAGGCGCAGGCCGGCGCCAGCCUGGCCUCCCUGGUGGCCCCGUCCGAGGAGCACCCCAUGAUCCCCAGCGGGGAGCGUUUCACCUGCGGCAUCUGCGGGCAGAGCUUCAAGCACUUCCUGGCGCUGGUGACCCACAAGUACGUGCACCUGGUGCGGCGCACGCUGGGCUGCGCCGUGUGCGGGCGCAGCUUCGCCGGCGCCUACGACCUGCUGCUGCACCGCCGCACCCACCUGCAGAAGCGCCACUUCAGCUGCUCCGUCUGCGGCAAGCGCUUCUGGGAGGCGGCCCUGCUGAUGCGCCACCAGCGCUGCCACACCGAGGAGCGGCCCUACCGCUGCGCCGUCUGCGGGCGCGGCUUCCUGCGCUCCUGGUACCUGCGCCAGCACAAGGUGGUGCACACGGGCGAGCGGGCCUACAAGUGCGCCCUGUGCAACAAGCGCUUCGCCCAGUCCUCCAGCCUGGCCGAGCACCAGCGCCUCCACGUGGUGGCCCGGCCCCAGCGCUGCCAGACCUGCGGCAAGACCUUCCGCUACCGCUCCAACCUGCUGGAGCACCAGCGCGUGCACCUGGGGGAGAAGGUGUACCGCUGCGACCUCUGCAGCAAGAGCUUCUUCUACCUCUCGUCCAUCCUGCGGCACCAGCGGGCCCACAACGCCCGCCGCGACCUGCGCUGCUCCGCCUGCCUCAAGCUCUUCAAGGACCCCAAGUACUUCAGCAAGCACGUGCAGACCCACCAGGGCGGGCACCCCUUCAAGUGCAGCACCUGCGGCGAGGCCUUCGCCAACACCUACGGCCUGAAGAAACACCGGCACCUCCACAAGCUGGAGCGCCUGGCCGCCCUGGGCCACAAGGACCCCUGAGGGGGAGAGA